AUGAGUGAGAAGGAUGGCGGGAAUACCGUCUUCAUUAACAAGCUAUAUGACCUGCUUGAAAACAAAGACCUGGAUGAUUUGAUAUGGUGGGCCGCUAAUGGCGAAUCAUUUCUAAUAAGGCCUAGCGAGUCCUUUUCACAGAACUUGGCACAUUACUUUAAACACACAAAUAUCACAAGUUUUGUAAGACAGCUAAAUAUUUAUGGAUUCCACAAGAUAUCCAAUGACCAUUUCCACAAUUUGAAAAGGGAAAAAAAACAAAAAUCGUCAACGGAUAAUAAUACAGGCGUUAGCAACAAUAAUAGCGGAGAUGAAAACAUCAAAGUUUGGGAAUUCAAACAUAGUGGCGGGCUAUUCAAGAAAGGAGAUUUGGAAAAUCUGAAACUUAUCAAAAGAAGGUCAUCAUCGAGAACCAUACCCAGCUUAAGCUUGGCAAGUUCAAAUACUAAUACAUCUACUCUAGAAACGAAUGAUGGAGCUGAAAUCGAUAAUGUCAAGGUAAUAGCGAGUGCUGUACAUAACGCAACUGAACAUCUAAAGAAGAAGGAUAAAGUGAAAAAAGAAGGAAAGAAAUCAAGUAAGAAAUCUACAAAAUUGAAAAACGAACCCACCGUUGACAUAUCUAAUACGGAGACUACAUCUGCUGCUAUUACCAACGAAUCGGAACAGUCAUCAAAUAAAAGAGCGACUAGAGUUUACAAAAGUGUGGGCACUAUAUCUAACCAAGAUUCUAAAAACCCUGAGAAACUCACAAAGAAGCCAAAGAAGAAUAGCAAUUUAAAGAAUAAAGGCAAAAAGUCUAAAAGCAAUAGCGUAGACGGACAAUCUAUAGAUAAUAUUCAACCCAAUGAAAACCAACCUAUUAAUAUUCAGGUUAAUACCACCGAAAUACCCACAGAUAAUACUUUACAUCAUUAUAACGAAACGCUAUAUGAACAAUCCAUCCAACUCAAUCAUCAAAUAGCACAGAUGAGAAACACCAACAUGGACAUGCUAGCCAUUCUUGAACUAAUGUCAAAAUUAGCAGAAAUGAAUAAAGAAGUUCUAAAUAUCAAUAAUUCAGAGAAGAUUCCUGAGUUGAUGGCAAACCACUAUCGCUUCUUUGACGCUCAACUAACUUCAUUAAAAAACAAUAUCCUCGAUAGAAUAAAUAAUACAAACAUCCACAAAUUUGGAAUGGAUUCUAAUGAUCUACGCUCAGCGUCACAAACUAAUAUUCAUUUAAGUCACCCAAUAGCACAAAAUAUGGUAUAUUCUUCUGCUGAUCAAGCAAUUCCAAAAUCUGUGCCUUAUUAUUUAAAACAAGGACAGCGAACAAGCCCCGAUAAUGGUACUACGACUCCUGCUGGUGCUCAGAACUAUUCAAAAAACCAAGUUGUUCAACAUCCUCAAGCUGCCAAUGACUACUUUAGUUCAGUCCAUGUACAAACUGCAAAUCCAUUUGAAAAAUUCCAGACUGAAAAAAAUGGUAUAAUUAAUGUGACAGCAAGAAGGCAUAUGAGUGUAUUGGUCGAUCCUUUAACACCAGCAUCAAUGAUGUCAGUUCCAACUACCACUCAGUCAAGCUUAUCCGGUCCUUCAUUAUAUAAUCAACAACACGCUAUCAUAUUUCCUCAUGAUUUGAACCAGGCCUUCAAUUCAAGAAGUGAGCCUACUAUAACACCUAUAACUGGUCAUCAUUCCAAUUUUACUAGGGCAUCCGAUUCAAAUCUUAUGAAUACCAAACAAACUAUUGUUAACUCAAUGAAAAAUAGAGCCUCUUACCCCUCAAGGAGAACUGAGAGUCCAUUGAAGUACUCUUCAGGAAUGCCAAUUGAGGAAGAACAACGAUGGGAAUAUAAAAUUACUAAGGACAAUGGAAGAAAUACUGAUAUACCACAAUUACCAUCAAAUCAAUGCCAAAUAGAUAGCCCUGUUCCAGUAAGAUCCCCUUACAACAAAUUUGUAAGUCCACACAGCUUUUAUGCCGGUGGAAGGAAUAUUUCUCCACCAAUGAAUGGAAAUGUGGAUAUGCUGGCACAGAGACCUUCUACCGAAGUUGUUAGCUUGACAUCGUCAGAUAAUAAGAUUGAUAACGCAGUUGUAAUAAAAAGGAGUUCUACUGCUAAUCCAAUUUUGAGAGGUAGUUCUUCUGAGAAAGAAAACAAGGAAUCGUCCAACAAGCUGAUUGGCUCUACAGUAACAGAGAAAACAUCAAGAACAAAACGUAACAGUAGUGGGGUUUACUCUCUCUUAAACGGAACAAUCAAAGAAGAGAAGGCUAACGAAACAUUUAUAGAUACAGAUUCUCAUGUUGAUAAAAAAAUCAAACUUUGA
Molecule: messenger RNA, 2316 nt
Organism: Nakaseomyces glabratus
Lineage: Eukaryota; Fungi; Ascomycota; Saccharomycetes; Saccharomycetales; Saccharomycetaceae
Gene: SFL1
Product: Sfl1p
Biological process (GO): regulation of DNA-templated transcription
Molecular function (GO): sequence-specific DNA binding; DNA-binding transcription factor activity
Source: RefSeq, a predicted model, not a curated record